Leptinotarsa decemlineata (Colorado potato beetle) is the source of this 982-nucleotide messenger RNA. Its product is annotated as ATP-binding cassette sub-family G member 1. Gene Ontology annotation, biological process: transmembrane transport. NCBI's taxonomy places the organism in Eukaryota, Metazoa, Arthropoda, Insecta, Coleoptera, Chrysomelidae. The record is from RefSeq and is a predicted model, not a curated record. Gene Ontology annotation, molecular function: ATP binding; ATP hydrolysis activity; ABC-type transporter activity. Gene Ontology annotation, cellular component: plasma membrane.
UCGCGUUGUGCGCGCUGAAUCGCUAGUUUCACUCGAGCUUUCUGUUGGGUUUGUUGUGCAGGCGGUUUAUUUUUUAUCGACUGACAAUUGUUUAUCGGGUCGUGACAACGUACCUAGACAAUCGUUUGUGUUCUAGUGUUUUUUAGACAGAUGUUUUAUUCUUUGGAAUAAUCUUCCCGAAAUGUUGACCAACACCUCUACCCGUAAUCCUUCAGAGUCUGCUAGAGAAGACAGAAGUAAAUGCACUACGAGUGGCAAUUCUUUGAAAUGUUGCCAAUUCAAUGAUUCUCAAACAUCCUUGUCAACAGACGGAAAAGACGUGACAUGUGAAACAAAGGACAUUUUCAUAAGUCCUUUGGAAGAAAACUGCAACAAUAAUAAUUUCCAUAUCAUAGAGCGGAGUAUGAAAAACGAUCACGUUUUCCUCAAGAAACAGGCCAUAGAUUUGGAAUUUGAAAAUAUCACUUUCACUUCGACUUCCUGGUCGUUCACAAAAUUGAGGAAGGAAACGAAAAAAAUUCUCCAUGGCGUUUCAGGACAGUUUAAAUCAGGUGAAUUAUCAGUUAUUAUGGGGCCCUCUGGAGCUGGAAAAAGUACUUUGCUCGACGUUCUGGCUGGAUUCAAAACACGCGGCAGUACCGGCACGGUCAAAUUGAACGAUGUUGUGAGAACUCACAGCCCACGGUUUAGAAAGUUAUCCGCCUAUAUCCCGCAAGAUGAAGAGCUACGUUUGGCUUUGACUGCGAAGGAGGCCAUGACAUUUGCUGCUCACCUCAAACUGGGUUACGGCGUUUCUAAUGAGUAUAAAAUGCAACAGGUUUCAGAAAUACUAGAACUACUAGGAUUGGAUCGAUGUCAGUUCACAUUAACCUCAAGAUUGUCAGGCGGACAAAGAAAAAGAUUAGCGGUCGCAUUAGAAUUGCUUAGUAACCCUCCAAUAUUGUUCCUAGAUGAACCCACUACGUAAGUUAUCUGCUUGCUU